AUGGCGAGGGAGUUCUCCUCCACGCAUGUAUAUAUUCAAGUUCAGAUCUGGCGUCAGAGUGACCCGUCCGGGAAGCGCGUGCACGCGAGCAGAGCACUUUGGGGUUGCAGCGAUGGAAUGGACGCGCAGUUUGGCUCCCUAAUCUCAAACAACGCGGAAAGAAGUUCACCCGUGAAAAAAAGCCCCAGGGAGAUGACGAAUCAGUCGGAGGCAGACACUUUCCCCGACCCCAAGGACGCGCAAGGGGGCAAACUCUCCCCUCCCGGUGGUGCGCACGGAGACGCCGACGCCCGUCACGGUCACACCCUCCAUGGCGCGAGAGCCGGAGACAACUUCUCUCCGUCCGCGCAGCCUCCAGCGUCCGCCUCUGCAGGAGCCAUGUUCCCCUACCCGAGCCAGCACGCGGCAGCAGCCGCCGCCGCCGCCGCGCACGCCGCCUUCUCCAUCGGCAGCCCCGGCCGCUACGUGGCCCACCACCACCCGGUGCUCGCCAACGGAGCCUACAACGGCCUGCUGAGCAACUCUUCCGCCCAGGGCUACCCGCCGCCGCCGCCACCGCCGCCGCCCCCGCCGCCGGCCGCCGGCUACCAGUACGCGCAGCAGUACGGAGCCGCGUACCAGGGCGGCGCCUUCUACCAGUUCUCCCCGGCGCAGGCUGCCGGGCUGCAGGUGCCCGGCAAGGCGCAGGUGUACUUGUGCAACAGGGCCCUGUGGCUCAAGUUCCACAGGCACCAGACCGAGAUGAUCAUCACCAAGCAGGGACGGUGAGG
Molecule: messenger RNA, 770 nt
Organism: Syngnathoides biaculeatus (alligator pipefish)
Lineage: Eukaryota; Metazoa; Chordata; Actinopteri; Syngnathiformes; Syngnathidae
Product: T-box brain protein 1-like
Exons: 2
Coding region: 1-768 (255 amino acids)
Biological process (GO): positive regulation of DNA-templated transcription
Cellular component (GO): nucleus
Molecular function (GO): DNA-binding transcription factor activity
Source: RefSeq, a predicted model, not a curated record